GUUUGUUUCUGUUGUGUGUUGUUUUUGUUUUUGUCUGCCUUCAGACGACGUACGAGAAAACGGGAGUUAAAAUCUGAAAACUUGAAAUAGGAGCUCCUAAGAUGUUGUCAGUGGCUAAAGAGUAACUGUGUACUAUCAGUGCUAUUUCUCGUGACCGGGAGGCUUCUAAAAAUUCCGAUGGCUGGAUUGUGUUUCCCUAUUCGAUCAGUCCCUCUUUGCUGUCAUAACCUGAAAGCACUUAAAAGAAGCUGUCUGCUCAAUUUUAAUGUAUCCAAAGAACAUAUUGGUCGUCUUGAAAAUUAUUCAACGGAAUCUAAAAAAGCAAACCAGCCUGAUUUUGAAGAAAAGAAGAAAAAGUUUAGGGAACUAGAAGAUCAAUACCGAAAAAUGCUAUGUAUUGAAAACCUGACCACUGAGGAGAGGCGAAUACACGUCCUCCAUGCUGAGGCUGUUGCUAAAGGUCACUUUACUUAUGACGACCCAUGGUUAAACGAAAAAGUUUUGACACGCCUUCGACAUUAUCUCAAGGGAAAAUGUUGUGGAAAAAGCUGUAGACAUUGCAUAUAUGAGCACAGUAGUGUGGUAGAUGAAAAGCAAAAGGCAAGAGCGAGAUUUAACUCGUCAUUCUGGGUGUACGACAAGGAGGAAGAGGAUGAUGUGACUGCAUUUGAUGAGCAGCAUGUUGUGACUUAUGGCAGAGGUCCAUACCCAAGGAAAUAUGCAGAGAAUGCUCCUGAGAACAUGAUUAAGAUACCUAUCAAGCCUUGAUCUAUGUAGUUUGCCAAUUGGUAAUAAGAAAUCAUGAUAAGAAAUGUUGUAAAUUACGUAAAUGCCAAGGUGCAAUCUCAAACUAUUUGAGCUACCUCCACGUUAAAAUGUGUUCUUCAUUAUUGUGUUUUAAAGGAUAGUAUAUGGUCAAGUUAACAUUAAUUGUGGUAGCAUAGUUUAUAGUUCUACAACAAACUGUGAUGUAAAGUAAGCACUAAAAAAAUAUUAAUAAAUGGCGUUCUUACCUGCCAUAAGUAA
This is a messenger RNA of Frankliniella occidentalis (western flower thrips), 1026 nucleotides long. RefSeq lists its product as uncharacterized. The transcript has 2 exons. The record is from RefSeq and is a predicted model, not a curated record. Lineage: Eukaryota; Metazoa; Arthropoda; Insecta; Thysanoptera; Thripidae. The coding region runs from base 178 to 768 and encodes 196 amino acids.